Argentina anserina (silverweed cinquefoil) is the source of this 1187-nucleotide messenger RNA. RefSeq names its product hydroxyacylglutathione hydrolase 2, mitochondrial-like. Lineage: Eukaryota; Viridiplantae; Streptophyta; Magnoliopsida; Rosales; Rosaceae. Gene Ontology annotation, molecular function: hydroxyacylglutathione hydrolase activity. The transcript is spliced from 8 exons. The record is from RefSeq and is a predicted model, not a curated record. Bases 93 to 1085 code for a protein of 330 amino acids.
UGAGUGCUCUCAACAACUAAAAAGUGGGGGCAACCCACAAAGCCAAAGCGCCAAAUGAAAAAGGAAGAAAAAGGCACUCUCCAUUUCCAGAGAUGCAGACGAUCUCUAAGGCCUCCUCUUCCGCCAUGCUCUCCCUCCCUUGCUCUCGGGGGAGCGGGGGGCUCUGUGUGUGGCCUGGGACGAGGCAGCUUUGCUUCCGGAAAGGCCUACUGUACGGAUUCAUGCACCUCUUGUCAGUGCCGUUGAAGUCCCUGCGCGGCGCCGCCAGUCGGUCCCUCGGAGUUUCUCAGUUUUGUAGUGUCGCCAAAAUCUCGGCGUCGUUGCAAAUCGAAUUGGUACCGUGUCUUAGAGAUAACUAUGCAUAUCUUUUGCACGAUAUGGAUACUGGCACAGUUGGUGUUGUUGAUCCUUCUGAAGCUGUACCUGUUAUAGAUGCUUUGAGAAAGAAAAACCGAAAUCUGACAUAUAUACUGAAUACUCAUCACCAUCACGAUCACACUGGGGGAAAUGCAGAGUUAAAAGCAAGGUACGGUGCAAAGGUGAUUGGUUCAGGAAUAGACCGAGACAGAAUACCUGGCAUUGAUAUCGUUUUAAAUGAUGGAGACAAAUGGAUGUUUGCAGGCCAUGAGGUCCAUGUUGUGGGGACGCCUGGUCAUACUAAAGGUCACAUCAGCUUCUACUUUCCUGGAUCAGGGUCAAUAUUUACAGGGGAUACUUUGUUCAGCCUAUCAUGUGGCAAGUUGUUUGAAGGAACACCUGACCAGAUGCAGUCUUCCCUUACAAAGAUCAUGUCAUUGCCAGAUGAUACGGAAGUAUACUUUGGUCAUGAAUAUACAUUGAGUAACUCUAAGUUUGCCUUAUCUAUUGAACCUGAGAAUGAGGCACUUCAGUCCUACGCUGCCCGUGUCGCACAUCUUCGCAGCAAAGGCGUGCCUACGGUUCCUACCACCUUGUUAUUGGAGAAGGCUUGCAAUCCUUUUCUUCGCACAUUCAGUACGGAAAUCCGGCAGGCGUUGAAUAUUUCAGCCUCAGCAAGUGAGGCAGAAGCCUUGGGUGUCAUACGCCAAGCAAAGGAUACCUUUUAAUGUUUGUUCCGGUCCUUGUUUCAUUUUGUAUAGCAGAUAGAGUGAGAGCUCAAUCAGCUCAUACAUUUCAUUGAGUAAAUUUAUCCAUAUAAUUUUCAAGUC